UGGACGCAUGCAGAUCUUUUCCAGACAACUCACCAGAGCUCUCCAAAGAGUUGCUGUGUCAGGCUUCUGAUGUGGAUGCCUGCAGAUCAUUUUCGGGCAACUCACCAGAGGACUGUGAUCAUGAUCUUGUCCCUGACAAAAUGUCAAGUUUAGAAAAAUGUGUUUCAUGUGGAGGACCUUUUGCACCUCUGAAAUGGAGUGGUGUGAGAUGUAAAGUUUGCAACCAGUCCUGGCACAAAAAGUGUUAUGUUAAACACAAGGUGGACAUCACUGAACUUCUGCAAGUGGUCUGUACAGAACCAAGUUCAAGUGAGGUGGUAUCAUCAGAAGAGGAGUAUGUUCCUGAUUCCAUAGAUGAUUCAAACAGCUCGUGCGAUGACAGAUCAGAGCCUUUAAAAAUCAGUUACAAACAAGUACAGAAUUGUGAGGUCUCCACCAGCAAGUCUUCUUCCAAAAACAAAAGACACCACCAAGAAAGUUUUGUAGAGGAAAACAGAGAGCCCGUUUCUGAAGCUGCAGAAUCAUCAACUGAAGAUAUGAUCAGCACAAGUCAGCUUGAAGUAUCAAGAGUUACUGGCAAUAUAGGAAACGCUGAUGCCGAAGACAUAUUUGUUGAUGAUGGUGCUGAUGCUAUGGCUGAAAAAGUCUCAAACACGUCAUCCUUGCUCAGAAAUAAAACUUACUGCUACAUUUGUGGGAAACUACAGACAAAGUUUACACGUCACUUAAAAACUCACGAGAAAACACAUGCAGAUGUUGCUCAAGUUUUAAGUCUUCCCAAGAGGUCCAAACAACGUAUGAAAAUGCUUAUAAAGCUUCGCAACAAGGGAAACCACAAGCAUAACUCAGAGGUCUUGGCGAGUGGAGUUGGAUCACUAAAACUAAGACGCACAUCAAAGAAAAAGUACAAUGCAAAAGAUUACAUUCACUGCAUGUACUGCCAGGCAUUAUAUCUGCGACGAGAUCUUUGGCGACAUGUUCGAAAAUGUUCUUCAAAAGCAGUAGAAGCCACUUCAGAGAUUGGAAGAAAAAAAGUUUUGUCUUUGGCCUCUAUGAAUGAGUCAGCUUUGUGUCAGCAGAUAUCACCAGGUGUUUGGAGCGUGUUAGCUGUUAUGAAAGAUGAUGAAAUAACUUCUACUGUGCGAAGUGACUUCUCUAUUCUUCAGCUGGCCCAAUCAUUCUUUAACAAAUAUGGACAAGAUCCCACCAAAUAUGACUACAUUCGCCAGAGACUCAGAGAAUCUGGAAGACUCCUGCUCACGCUUCGCAAGGAAUUCUCAAUACAUAGUCUUGAGGAUGCUGUGAGACCUGAAAAUUUUGAUGUGGUUAUCAAAGCGGUCAAGAAAGUAUCCGGGUAUGAUGAAGAAAAGCACUGCUACCGUACUCCAAGCCUUGCUCUAAAGUUAGGUCACUCACUACAGAAAGUCAGUGAUAUUUUACAUUGCAGAGCACUCAUGGCACAAGACAGUACGCUGAUAAAGUCAACCCAGAGUUUCAAAACUCUCUAUGCUACAAAGUGGUCUGAACUCAUCUCUCACACCGCUUUAACUACGUUGAAUGAGCGGCAGUUUAACAAGCCCUCCACUCUUCCUUUCACCGAAGAUGUUCAGCGUCUUCACAGACAUCUGGAGAAGACUACAGAACAAGCAUUGAAGGACUUGGAAGACAAUAGUUCACCAAAAUCAUAUAGUGAACUGUGUAAAGCCACCAUGGCAAAUAUAAUACUUUUUAACAGAAGAAGAGGGGAAGAAAUUUCAAAGAUGACAAUGAAUGGCUUUCUGGAAAGAGACACAAGUCCCCUGCAUAAGGACGUCGCAUUUGGACUGACAGAAUUUGAACUUCGCCUUUGUCAACACUUCAGUCGUGUUGAAUUAAGGGGUAAAAGAGGCCGGAAGGUUGCAGUGUUACUCUCGCCAGACAUGGUGAAUGCCAUAACACGCCUAAUAGAAAAAAGAAAAGACUGUGGUGUUCUGGCAGAAAACCUGUUCCUGUUUGCCAGACCUCAUUGUCUGACUCCCUACAGAGGACAGGACUGUUUGAGGUUUUAUGCCAGUGAAUGUGGGGCUGAAAACCCUGAGCUCCUCAGGUCAACGCAAUUACGCAAACAUGUUGCAACUUUGUCUCAGAUCUUGAACCUCAAGAAUCACGAGUUGGACCAAGUUGCUAACUUCCUUGGCCACGAUAUUCGCGUUCAUCGUGAAUAUUACAGACUUCCUGAGGCUACUACCCAGCUGGCCAAGAUAUCCAAACUGCUGCUUGCCAUGGAGAAAGGAUCUCUCAGAAGCCUUCAAGGCAAAACACUUGACGAGAUUGAAAUCGAAGACAACCUACAGUUGACCGAUUCAGAUGCUGAGAGUGAGGUCGAUGCUGAGAGUGAGGUAGAUGAAGCAAAUCUCACACAUCCACAGACCGGUUCUGCAGGACCAUUGAUGGCUAGGCAACCUGUCGAGGAACCUCCAGGCAUGUCUGCGCCAUUAUCACAAGCACAAAGUAAACACACAGAUGCUAAGGAGAAAGAACCCAACACAAAACUAAAGAAGGACAAAGAGCCCAGCAGAAAAAAGAACACAAAUAAACAUUCUGUAUCUCUGGAAAGUGCUAGAAGAGCAAAAAAGAAUCCAUGGUCUCCCAUGGAGGUUGUCGCAGUCAUGAGACAUUUUGGCGAACACAUCAAAAAAGGAAAACUGGCCACUAUGAUUGAAUGCCAGCAAUGCAAGAAGGCUGAAGAUCCUGCUCUGGCUGCCCGCUCUAUCCAAAACAUAAGAGAUUUUGUAAGGAAUCGGGGCAUAACUAUGAAAAGAAAAGAAAAUCCUGGAUAGAAUAUGUGAAUGUGAUGAAUUGUCCUUUAGUGAUAUCAUCAGGACACAUGGGAUAUUAAGGGUAAGACCAGAAGCAAUCUCUGUGUCCUGAUGAUAUCACUGGUGGACAAUUUAAAUAUUUCAUCUUGUGGAGGCAGGAGAAGGGCUGACAGUAUUCCAGUUAUAUUGGCAAACUGGCUGUUGAACAGAAUAUGUAAACAUACUGAUAUUUUACAGUAUAUAUUGUUUGGUGUGGAUUGGUUACUGUACGUUUCAGUUUUAUUUCUUCUGUGAGACGAUGGGUAAGUUCAUCUUGUUCACUCAAUUUUUGUUUAAUCUGUUUGAUGAUUUAACAGACUUGCAUAAUUUCAUUUUGCCAUUCAUAAUUUUUCCUUUCUGUUCACAAAUAGGAUUCUGUUGCUUAGUGAAAGUUACUGCUACUGCCGCUUACUUAGUGAAGGUGCUGUAAAAUGCAGUCCAUGUCUUUCUGUUUAGUCAUUUUUCAUUUAUCCAUGUUGGCCUUUUUAUGCAUGAAAAUUACAUGUUUGUGUAUGUGUAUGGCCAUUGUCCUGACAAAUAAAGUUGGCCCUGGCAAUUACUGUUUGUGUCAUGGGCGGAGCUAAGUA
Archocentrus centrarchus (flier cichlid) is the source of this 3424-nucleotide messenger RNA. RefSeq lists its product as uncharacterized. NCBI's taxonomy places the organism in Eukaryota, Metazoa, Chordata, Actinopteri, Cichliformes, Cichlidae. Gene Ontology annotation, biological process: DNA integration; DNA recombination. Gene Ontology annotation, molecular function: DNA binding. The record is from RefSeq and is a predicted model, not a curated record. The transcript is spliced from 9 exons. Bases 141 to 2819 code for a protein of 892 amino acids.